AUUAGCUGGAACAUCAAACCAUCCACCCAGUCUCCAGCUUUAGGCUAGGCCCACGCUGGGGACACGUGGACACGCCCAUAGGCCACGCCCCCAGGCCCAGCCCAGCUCUGUGUGAGAAAAUGGGAACUGACUUCCUGACUGGCCCGGACUUUGCACCGGCAUAAACCUUCGGGCGUGGCUCCUCUCGGAUUGACAGGAUUAUAGACCAAUCACUCUUCACCAACCAUUUUUCUUUACUUUUUUCUCCCUCCCACUUUGGCCUGUUGGGAGGGGCUGUUCCCCGCCCCGCCUCAGUGAGUGACAGUUCUCAGUCCCACCACCCUCCGACGCUGUUGCGUAAUCCUGCAUCCAGGUGCCGCCCUUGGGAAAGGGGGCGGGUUUGAUUGGCAGGAGGGUGGGCCAGCCAUCCCAAUGCUCCCGGAAGAUCGAUCUUGACGGGCAGGUGGAAAGAGAAUCUUGAGGGCUUGACAGUUUGGUGACAGAGAAUUUAAUUUCUUUGCUUGGAAUACACGUUAUGAACCCUUUCUGGAGCAUGUCUACAGGUUCUGCACGCAAGCGAUCUGAUGGUGAAGAGAAGACAGUGACUGGGGACCUGAAAAUUAGUCCGCCACGAACUGCUCCAAAGAAACAGCUGCCUUCUAUUCCUAAAAAUGCUCUGCCGAUAACUAAGCCUACAUCUCCUGCCCCUUCAGCACAGUCAACAAAUGGCACACAUGCCUCUUAUGGACCAUUCUACUUGGAAUAUUCCCUUCUUGCUGAAUUCACCUUGGUUGUGAAGCAGAAGUUACCUGGUGUGUAUGUGCAGCCAUCUUACCGCUCUGCAUUAAUGUGGUUUGGAGUAAUAUUCAUACGGCAUGGACUUUAUCAAGAUGGAGUAUUUAAGUUUACAGUUUAUAUCCCAGAUAACUACCCAGAUGGUGAUUGUCCACGCUUAGUAUUUGAUAUCCCCGUCUUCCACCCGCUAGUUGAUCCUAUCUCAGGUGAAUUGGAUGUGAAGAGAGCAUUUGCAAAAUGGAGGUUGGUAUUUUCUUUCUUAUUGAUAGAAUAUUGCAUGAAGGAGCCUUGGCGCCUUAAAUCUUCCCAUUUCUCUUUUAGGAGAAACCAUAAUCACAUUUGGCAAGUACUGAUGUAUGCACGACGAAUUUUCUACAAGAUUGAUACAACUACCCCUUUGAACCCUGAGGCUGCAGUAUUGUAUGAAAAGGAUAUUCAGCUUUUUAAAAGUAAAGUGGUUGACAGUGUCCAACUAUGCACUACUCAUUUGUUCGAUCAGCCUAAAAUAGAAGAUCCCUAUGCAAUUAGUUUUUCUCCAUGGAAUCCCUCUGUACAUGAUGAUGCUAGAGAGAAGAUGCUGACUCAGAAAAAGAAGCCAGAAGAACAGCAUAGUAAAAAUCUCCAUGUCGCUGGCCUGUCGUGGGUAAAGCCUGGCUCAGUGCAACCUUUCAGUAAAGAGGAGAAAACAGUAACAACUUAAAUGAAUUUCUGAACGUUGGUGCACUGAGCACUUUUCUGCUGAUGAAGGGAGAAGAGCAGGAAGAAGUUUUUCUGCUGGACUCUGGACUAGUUAAGCUGACCAAUGGCCGUGACUAUAAAGAGUAAAACUGCUCGAACAAAGACUGAUUUUUGAUGUUUUACAUAUACAUCUUAGGUUCUAACGGAAUUUUGGAAGACAUCUCUUUAAAUAAUGCAAUACUUCUGUUAGAAGUUUCUUUAGGGUGGUUAUCUAGUUUGAGUACUCCAGAUUAUUGGGGAUUUUUGCAGGGGCUUUUAAACUUAUUUUUCUUCCCAGAAAUAGCCUUUUUAAAAACCUAAUUGGCUGAAAUAUUAGCAGAAAAUCUGAAUCUGAAGGCAAGGUAAGCUACUACAUUCAUUUCAACUAAUAUAGCAGACAGAGUUUAACACUAUUUAAUGGUCUUGAAAUCACUGGUUUCAAUUGUAAAUAUGCUAGAAUAUGGAAUUGUAUAUAGAGCUGGUUUAGUAACUCGGCACUUUUAAGUGAAAGAUAAACUGAGACUGUUAGUCUUAGCCUACUGUUUUACUGAUUAAAUAUAAUUAAUAAUGUCACUGAAGCACACAUUAGUCUGAUGAAAGGAGACCAUAACACUAUGAUUGAUUUGUUUUUGGUGUAUUUUCCCCAAAGCAAACUACGGUUGUAUUUUAAGGGUUAUAUCUUUUGGGGACCUCUAAAUAAAAAGGUUCCUGAUGGGUGUCAUAGGUAUUUUAAUGACACUGAGGUGCCUGCUCUGCUAAGUGUGACUAAUGUGUGUUCAAUAGUGACAAAAUAAAUUGGAAAAAAUAACUUUUUUCUCUUGUCAUUUGUUUCGAUUAUGUGGGAUAAAAAAUUAAACCCAAGGUUUGUCCUGCCUUUUCCCCAACAGAACUAAGAAUCCAAAUAUCAAUUUAUAAAUGCUUUUAUUGAAAAAUACACUUGUAAUAUUUUCAUACAAAAUUACAGUAGCAAUAGGUAAGCAUCUUGACAAUUUUAUAAAUAUUUUUACAGACACUAUUCCAUUUGAAUAGUGCUUAAAAAGUUCCAUAUUUCAGACCUGUAUGAAGUUACUCAGUAACUUGUUUUAUACUAAUUCAAUUUACAACUGAAUUAUAUCUUCCUAAUAGAUUAUUCAACUUUGAAACUGAACAGGAAUGAUUAAUAAAGGUAUAUCAUUCAACUGCUGUUAGCAUUUAAUAUUCCUUAAUUUGUGUAAGCGCGAAAAGUUUGAAUUAGUGAAAAUCUAAAUUCUGAACUCAAUCCAGUUUUUUUCACCUGAAGUUGUCAGGUAUUGUGGCAGCAUAUCCAAAGCUAUUUAGAAAUUUCAAAUUAAUAGCUCCAAGGUUUUUUGGGGGGAUAGCUACCUCCAAAGGCAAGAGAUCAUAAUUUUUCUGAUUAACCUCAUAGGUCAACUUGAUUUGGAAAUUUUAAACUAAAUUUCUGAGAUUGAGCAAAAUUAGAACUCCCCUACCUAAAAAAAGCUAAAGGAAUUCAAGCGCCCACAACUGUCAAACCUAACAGUUUUAAAACACUGCUUGUUUUUAAAAAAAUAAAUACAAAAGGUCAGAUUAAAAAGAAUUUUUAAUGUUUAUCCUGGAGAAAGUCCUGUACUUAAUGUUCACAUUGUAAGAAAGUGCCAUUGCAAGUUUACAGCAAAAAAUAACUCAUCUGGGUUAUAAAAUCAUGCUUUUUACAGCCCUAAAGUGCCACAUCUUAUACAAGUUCACUUUCACACAUUGCACAGAUAUGUAAAAUAAUCACCGUCCACACUGCAAAGUGCCCAAGAAUUUUUAAAAGCCCACCACAUACAAAGUUCUUAAGGGAAUAAGAGAUUAAAUAAUCCUUGAUAGUUUAUGCAUUUUUCUUUUCUGUUAAUUUUCCCUUAGGGUUGCAUAAAUCCUCUAUUCAUG
Molecule: messenger RNA, 3399 nt
Organism: Sarcophilus harrisii (Tasmanian devil)
Lineage: Eukaryota; Metazoa; Chordata; Mammalia; Dasyuromorphia; Dasyuridae
Gene: AKTIP
Product: AKT interacting protein
Exons: 9
Coding region: 515-1474 (319 amino acids)
Source: RefSeq, a predicted model, not a curated record